CCGUCUCCUAAUUUUAACCAGUAUGUGAUGGAGCAGGGCGCAAUGACGGACCAGCUUAGCCGGCGACAGGUCAGGGUUUAUCAACUAUACAGCCGGACCAGCGGGAAGCACGUCCAGAUACAAGGCAAGAGGGUCGCCGCUACUGCUGAGGACGGCAACAAUUACGCACGUCUCUUUGUAGAGACUGACACCUUUGGCAGUCGGGUUCGGAUCAAAGGUGCAGAGAGUGGACGCUACCUCUGUAUGAACCGGAAGGGGAAACUGGUUGGAAAGCCUGAUGGCAGAAGCAGGGAUUGUAUCUUCACAGAGAUUGUUCUGGAGAACAAUUACACUGCCUUCCAGAAUGCCAAGUAUGAGGGUUGGUAUGUGGCUUUCACCAGGAAAGGGAGGCCCAUCAAAGCCUCCAAGACGAGGGAGAACCAGAGAGAGGUCCAUUUCAUCAAGAGGCUACACAAGGGCCCACUACCUUUCCCCAACAUGGACAGAAUCAAACAAUUUGAGUUUAUCAGUUUUCCACCCACCCGUCGAGCGAAACGGAACAGGAAAUCACAGGCUGCGGCCUAGUACAGAACAAAUCGGACUAUUAUUGAGGAAAAAUUUAAAUUUUAUUUUUGUAUGUUUUUAAUAUGUGGAAAUACUUAAAAUGCGAAGUCUAAAGUAAUUUUGUUGUAAAAUGAUCCCAUGUAAAUCAUGUAAGAGAGUAAAUGAGAUAUAUGUAUAUAUUUAAUAUGACAGUGUGUAUGUAUGUGUUUUCUUUUGCUUUUUGAUUGGUCCCGUGACAGAGUGGGUAUUGGAUAGGUACAUUAAUAAACAUGUUCAGCUUGGUUAUCACAAAACUUAAGUGUGACAAAUGCAACAUUUGACCUUUAGGUCAUCUCUCUCAUUUGAUAUGACUGCUUUCUUCGUACUAGUGCUGAAAUUGAUUUCUAAGUUAAGAAAAGCUCUUCAGAAAUGUACAGGAAGUAGUAAUGUUCUUGUUUCACAGAUCAGUGUGUACAAUCAGUGCAUAAAGAAAAUGUAUCCAGUAUAAAAAUCUGUAGCCAAGUGGCAUACCAUUCUAAUGAACUGCUAUGCCAAAACAUGAUUUAUU
Oncorhynchus nerka (sockeye salmon) is the source of this 1090-nucleotide messenger RNA. It is a transcript of the gene fgf17, whose product is annotated as fibroblast growth factor 17. The coding region runs from base 28 to 564 and encodes 178 amino acids. The transcript is spliced from 3 exons. Gene Ontology annotation, biological process: animal organ morphogenesis; cell differentiation; positive regulation of protein phosphorylation. Gene Ontology annotation, molecular function: growth factor activity; fibroblast growth factor receptor binding. Lineage: Eukaryota; Metazoa; Chordata; Actinopteri; Salmoniformes; Salmonidae. Gene Ontology annotation, cellular component: cytoplasm. The record is from RefSeq and is a predicted model, not a curated record.